Molecule: messenger RNA, 2864 nt
Organism: Gigantopelta aegis
Lineage: Eukaryota; Metazoa; Mollusca; Gastropoda; Neomphalida; Peltospiridae
Exons: 4
Coding region: 47-2818 (923 amino acids)
Source: RefSeq, a predicted model, not a curated record
ACGAUCUGGAGCAGAAUUUCCAAAAUCUCUUCUCCCUGAUGAAGUUAUGAAGCAGGUUGGGGCGAUUGUUGACCUGCUCUGGUACAUUGAUGGGAAUGUAUCUACUAUUCAGGAAAGGUCUACACACGUACCAACAGAGAUCACACCAGUGCCAAAUAGGUUCUUGAAGUUUGAAGGCUACAAUGAUUGGAGGAAAAAGAAGUCAAAGAAGCCACAGCUACAUGCAAAAGAUCUUGAUAUGCAUAGCCAAAUUGUAUUUCGUUUGACAAGCAAGCCCUAUGUACAAGUUUGGAAUAAUGAACUUAAAAAUGAUUUAAAUUCCUUGGCAGCUUCCCUCAGCUCUUAUGCCUCCUACUUGAAGUCGAGCAACAUCAAGCAGCAAACUAGGCAACAACAGCUUUAUCCAGUUCGACAGGUAACUGAUAAUGUAUGGAUUGAGUACAAACCUGCUUCAGCAACAACAGUAGCACCAGAGUAUGCAAUUUUAGAAACAGCAUUAGGCGAGUUAAAAGACUUUGAAAUCCUAUUCUUUGAUCCAGAUUUACACCAAAUUUCAAGUAAAACUGGAUCACAAAAGUAUCAAGAAAAGUACAGAUUUUUUGACAAUCUUCAUCUUUCGCAAGACGUGGCUUUGCUGUCCUAUGAUCCAGGUGGUUCACAAACAUCUAGUAAAGUUAUUUGGAAAAUUCCAGCAGGAGUCGGCUCUUCAGAGUUAAUGACUACUGCAAGUCGUGUUGUAAAAGACCUCGGUUCCAGACUGUCAGAAUUCCAUACAAGGCAAAUGAAGCGAGAUUUCACAAGAAAGUUCUGCAAUGUAGCAGGAAGCAAGAUUCCAUCUCAUGUGUUAAGGGCAAUAUAUGCCGAAUUGACUCUUGAUGCAUCAUCAGAUCAAAAUCCUGUCAUAGACGCCAGAGUUCGGCAAGCAGUACUGGCUGGUGAUCCAGAUUUGGUGGUUGAUAUGCGCCAUUUAAAUAAAGGCCGUCCAGAUGAUGCAUUUGAUGCAUUUUUCCAGGAACUAGAAAAGCAAAUCGAGUCAAUAACUGCAGCUGAUGAAAGACGUCAUAAUGUUGAACAUAUUUCCAGAUUUAUUUCUGUGCGGGACUUGAUUGAGCAAGUAAAAUCUCGCCUUCCCCCCAACACAGCAGUACCAAGUGAAUCUACAGUCCUCUUUGCUUUUGUGCCAAAAAAUUCUCAUACUAAAGUAGCAAAACUUUACAAAAGUCGAGUGCCUUUGAGAUUUACUGUGCAAACACGACAGCUUCGGGCUUCACACCAAGAUGAUCACUAUUGUGCAGCACAGUUCAAAUAUAUGCGUGAGUUUGCUGUCAAACAUCGAGACAGAGUUACCUUUGUGUGUCUAGAUGACAAAUCAAAACUAGAUUUUGGAGAGCCGGGUGCUGCCUUAUCAUCAGGAGUGCGCGGAAAGAAAUCUGUUGUUCCUACUACAUCAACUCUUUCAUGUUUGGAUCAUGAUGUAGGCCAAAAGGGCUCUAUCACACCAUCAGUGUGUCUGAAUGUAGAGAUACCUGAAACACCAGACGGUUCUUUCUACAGAGGCCAAGUAACUGUUAUUUUCAAAGAUAGCAUUUUUGAGCCAAGCUCACCCUUUAGGCAUGCUGUUGAACUUCAGAAUAUCCUAGCACAGGAAGGUACCUUCAAACCAGUCUUGAUGUUGUUCACAGAUGGUGGUCCUGAUCACAGAGUCACAUAUCAUGCAGUGAAACUUUCACUCAUCAUUCUCUUUCGGCGUCUUGGCUUGGACAUGAUAGUUGCUGGUCGAACAGCCCCAGGGCACAGUUGGGCAAAUCCUGCAGAAAGAAUCAUGAGUUUACUUAAUCUUGCAUUUCAGAAUGCAGCUCUAACGAGGAAUGAAUGUACUAGUGCUGUGGAACAGGCACUGAGGAGUUGCAAUUCAAUGGAAGACAUCCGGAAAAAGAGUCGGACUGUACCAGGACUUGAAGAUGCUUGGGUUGCAUCACUCCAAGAGAUGGAAAAAAUGCUUCAGGAGAGAGUUGAGCGGAUCCAGUUGAAAGGUCAAAACUUUAAAUGUCUCAGUGCAGCUACAAAAGAUGCAAUCAAUGAAUUUGAGGAUGAUAUCCAGAACAUUGAUCCAGAACUUGUUAAGGGACAAUAUCAGCAAGUGAAUGUGAACAAAAGGCAGAAAUAUCAGGACUUUUUGAAGACUCACUGUCUAGAGCGCACAUACACUUUUCAGGUCAGAAAAUGUAAUGAUGCGACAUGUUGUGUUCCGCCAGUUAUUCAGUUUCCUUGGCUGCCUGACCCAGAAAUUGCCUCGGAUGGUCAGCACUUCAAGCCCUUUGAUGAAGUACUUGGCUUUCCUACGACUGAAAAAGACCGUCCAUCUUCUCAAAGGCAAACCCUGACUGCUAUUGCGGAAGAUCAACAGGGCUGCAAGAAUUCAGUACUUGUUGGUCAGAAUGUCCGGCAGACGGUUCACUGCCAUGAAUGUGGGAAACCACGCUGUGUCUACUCAAAAUCCUCUUUCACAAGUCGUGAUACCAGGUCCUUCAAGCGACUGAUCGAGUCUCAUGACUACACUUGUGGGUCCAUCUUGACCCCUGAUGGUCACAUACUUCAAGGCAAGGCAUUUGUCAGACUUCAGAUGUGCUGUACCACUCCAAUCGAGUUUGCAUAUUUUGCAUCAUCGUCCAUCGUCCGCAAGGAUAUAUGUUGUCAUUGUGGGAGUUUUGGGGCAGAACGAGACAAGGAUCUCAUGCAGAACUAUCGCGUUGUAUUACCUGUUUGCAUUAAUUGCAAGCACCUUGGAUCUCCAAAGAGGAAUCCUAUUCGGAAAUGAAUAUGUUAACUAGUGUGUUAAUCUUAACUAUAAAACAGUACACUUU